Molecule: messenger RNA, 471 nt
Organism: Trypanosoma conorhini
Lineage: Eukaryota; Euglenozoa; Kinetoplastea; Trypanosomatida; Trypanosomatidae
Product: SFT2 domain containing 2
Exons: 1
Coding region: 1-471 (156 amino acids)
Biological process (GO): vesicle-mediated transport
Cellular component (GO): membrane
Source: RefSeq, a predicted model, not a curated record
AUGACUCUGCCGGUGGAGGUGGUUGAGCAUGCCGUUCUCAACGAUAGUGAGGAGCAAUUGUUCCAAGGGCUUUCCUGGUCCUCAAGGGUUCAGGGAUAUGUGCUCUUUACGGCGUUGGGCUUUUUCUCCUCUAUUAUGGGUUGGGUCGCCUUGGGCAUUGGAUCGUACUGGAAAUACUCGGUCUUGUCAACUCUGGGGUCUGUAAUGUCUUUGGCGAGCACAUUUAUUCUCAUGGGCCCUCGAGCACAACUUCAAUACAUGUUUGAUGAGUAUCGGCGGACUGCCUCCAUGCUCUAUCUUGGUUCCUUGCUCCUCACUUGGAUAGUGGCCAUGGUGUACAAGUCUGCCUUUCUGUGUAGUCUUUGCGGCUUGCUGCAGUACGCAUGCUUGAUAUGGUAUUCCCUUUCGUAUGUCCCAUAUGGUCGGGAAGCUGUCUCGGGCUUUCUUAGUCGUCUCAUCUCCUACCACUAG